Gadus chalcogrammus (walleye pollock) is the source of this 3899-nucleotide messenger RNA. RefSeq names its product LLGL scribble cell polarity complex component 1 (gene llgl1). Gene Ontology annotation, cellular component: cortical actin cytoskeleton; cytoplasm; plasma membrane. The record is from RefSeq and is a predicted model, not a curated record. The transcript is spliced from 24 exons. Lineage: Eukaryota; Metazoa; Chordata; Actinopteri; Gadiformes; Gadidae. Gene Ontology annotation, molecular function: GTPase activator activity; myosin II binding. Gene Ontology annotation, biological process: cortical actin cytoskeleton organization; establishment of spindle orientation; regulation of Notch signaling pathway. The coding region runs from base 245 to 3526 and encodes 1093 amino acids.
UCGUGUGAACUCGGGGUAGUGGUCAAACCCACGACCCAAACAGUGCAGAGAGACGGGGGGGGAAAGCAGCGCCGCAGCCCUGCAGGAUAGCAGCAUAUUAAAACGCAACGCAGUCGGCCAGCUCUGGCUGCAUGGGCUAGUUUGAUAGCAUUGUCUGAGUGGCGCUGCUUCAACUGCAAACGGGAUUCGUAACUACGCUCCAGCUGUGUUUUCUCUAUCUCCCCCUCGAGUCCCCGGCUACAAGAUGAUGAAGUUCAGGUUUCGCCGGCAGGGAAACGACCCGCAGAGAGAGAAGAUCAAGCAGGAGCUGUUUGCCUUCAACAAGACGGUGGAGCAUGGCUUCCCCCACCAGCCCAGCUCCCUGGCGUUUGACCCAAGGCUGCACAUCAUGGCCAUAGGCACCAAGUCUGGUGCUGUCAAAAUAUAUGGCGCUCCUGGCGUGGAGUUCACAGGGCUGCACAAAGACACCGCCGCUGUCACCCAGAUCCAAUUCCUGCCCGCUCAGGGCCGGCUUCUGUCACUGCUCGACGACAACUCCAUCCAUCUGUGGGAGCUGGUGGGCGGGGCUCCCAGGGAAGUGGGCGGAGCCAGACGGGAGCCAACGGUGGGGCUCCAGGAAGUGCGUAGUUACUGCCUCCCAGGGAGGCCCGGCAUCGAGAACUGCAGCACCUCACGGGUCACCGUCCUCCUCCUCCUGGGGUCAUGUGACCUGCUCUGUGUCGGGACCGAGGGAGGGGGCGUCCACUUCCUGGAUUUGCCACGCCUGUCGCUGAGGGAGAACCAAUCACUUCUCCAAGACCAGGUCAUACAGAGCUUGCCAGAUGACUACCGAUGUGGCAAGUCUCUGGGGCCAGUGGAGUCUCUCCAGGAACACCCUCAGCAGCCAGGGGUGAUUCUGAUAGGCUACAGUCGAGGCCUGGUGGUGCUAUGGGAUCUGAGCACGCGCCACGUGGAUCACGUCUUCCUGGGCAAGCAGCAACUAGAGAGCCUGGUGUGGGAGCGUUCCGGGAAGUCGUUCGUCAGUUCCCAUAACGACGGGGGCUACUCGGUGUGGGCGGUUACCAGCGGUAACCCCUACACCCAGCAGCCAGUAUCCUCCACCAUCCCAUACGGUCCGUUCCCCUGCAAGGCCAUUAGCAAGAUCCUUCUGAGGACCACGGUGUCUGGUGCUCCCAUGCUGCUGUACAGCGGUGGGAUGCCCAGGGCGAGCUACGGGGACCGCCACUGUCUGACCGUCCAGCAGGACAAGGAGCACGUCACGCUGGACUUCACGUCCCGGGUCAUCGACUUCUUCACCAUCCACAGCGUGGAGCGGGAGCAAGAGUUUGACGAGCCCUCGGCCGUGGUGGUGCUGCUGGACGAGGAGCUGGUGGUGGUGGACCUGCACACCCCCGGCUGGCCCACGCUGCCCACCCCCUACCUGGCCCCGCUGCACUCCUCGGCCAUCACCUGCUCGUGCCACGUCUCCAGCGUACCCCCCAAGCUGUGGGACCGGGUGCUGCAGGCCGGCCGCGCCCAGCGACAGGCACCGCAGCAGCAGCAGCAGCAGCAGCAGCAGCAGCAGCAGCAGCAGCAGCGCGGGAGUUGGCCGAUCUGUGGAGGGAAAAACCUGGCGCCGUCAGCGAAACAGCAGGAACUGCUACUGACUGGCCACGAGGACGGCACCGUACGCUUCUGGGAUGCAUCGGGCGUGGCCCUCACGCCGAUCUACAAGCUCUCCACUGCCGGCGUCUUCCACACGGACUGCGACCCCGCCGACGACCCCCAGGGCCCCGACGACGACCCCGACGACCGGCGGGAGGAAGAGGACGAGUGGCCCCCCUUCAGGAAGGUGGGAUGUUUUGACCCCUACAGCGAUGACCCUAGGCUUGGCAUCCAGAAGAUCACUCUGUGUAAAUACAGCAACAAGCUGGUGGUGGCUGGAACUGCUGGACAGGUGCUGAUCCUGGCUCUGAGUGACGAGCGGUCGGACCACCAGGUCGAGGUGUCGGUGGUGGACCUGCUCCAGGACCGGGAGGGCUUCACCUGGAAGGGCCACGGCCGUCUGGACCCCCGCGCCCGCCCGGGCCCCUUCCCCCCAGGCUUCCAGCCCCAGCUGCUGGUGCAGUGCAUGCCCCCCGCCUCGGUCACCGCGGUGACGCUGCACGCAGAGUGGCACCUGGUGGCGUUCGGCACCAGCCACGGCUUUGGCCUGUUCGACUACCAGCGUCGCAGUGCCGUGCUGGCCAGGUGCACCCUGCACCCGAAUGACUCCCUGGCCAUGGAGGGUCCGCUGUCCCGGGUCAAGUCCCUGAAGAAGUCUCUCCGCCAGAGCUUCCGGCGAAUCCGCAAGAGCAGGGUGUCUGGCAAGAAGCGCCCCGUCCCCACCACCAUGCCCACCAGCAAGGUCCAGGAGGCCAACGCGGCUCUAGCGGAGCAGGAGGAUGUGGCCCCGGUGCAGCGGCGCAUCGAGCCACGCUCCGCAGACGACUCGCUGUCCGGCGUGGUCCGCUGCCUGUGCUUCGCCGACACCUUCCUGCGAGACGGAACGCACCACGGCCCUACCCUCUGGGCGGGCACCAACUCGGGCAGCGUGUACGCCUACGCCCUGGAGGUCCCGGGUGUUGGCUCUGGGCCGGGCCGGGGGGGCGAGCCGGGCAGUGGCAGCGGGGGGGGAGGAGGAGGGGGCGGGGCUGGCAGCAGCGUGGAGGCGUUGCUGGGGAAGGAGAUCCAGCUGAUGCACCGCGCCCCCGUGGUGUGGAUCUGCGUGCUGGACGGCCGCGGGCGCCCGCUGCCGGAGCCCUACGAGGCGUCCCGGGACCUCGCCGCCGCGCCAGACAUGAGCACCGCCCACUCGGUGCUCAUCGCCUCGGAGGAGCAGCUCAAGGUGUUCUCCCUGCCCAAAGUGAGUGCCAAGACCAAGUUCAAGCUGACGGCCCACGAGGGCUGCCGCGUGCGGCGGGUGGCGCUGGUGGCGCUGAGCUCGGCCGUGCAGGAGGACUACAGCGAGCACACCCUGGUCUGCCUCACCAACCUGGGGGACAUGCACCUCUUCAACGUCCCGGCGCUCAGACCCCAGGUGCGCUACGACUGCAUCCGGAAAGAAGACAUCAGUGGCAUUGCGUCCUGCGUCUUCACCAAAACUGGCCAGGGGUUCUACCUGAUCUCCCCCUCAGAGUACGAGAGGUUCUCCCUCUCGGCCAAGGUCAUCACAGAGCCGCUCUGCUCCCUGCAGCUGGACCGCCCGCUGGAGCACGCCUCAGCCAGUGACGGCCCCACAGCACAACCACGGGCCAACGGGACACACAAAAACCAGAUGGAUCAAGCUGAGGGUCAGGCGGAGGACCUCCAGAGCGGCCUGUCCUCCCCCGCCCAGGACUCUCCCCUUGACUCACCGCUCAGCUUCGCUGACCUCACCCUGGACUCCACUGGGGAGCUCACUGUGGAGGACGUCCGGGACUUCCUCACGACGGUGGACGAAGUGGAGAACAACAUGAGGAACAUCAAAGACGAAGAGGGGCGCACCGCGGGUAUCUUGAUCAACUGACCAAGAAGCGUCUUGGCCGUCGCCUGCAGUUGUCCAGUGGAGGCACCGAUGACCGACCAUACGGCUAGAUAACACAACAAGCAGCGGACAUAGAUACUUCUGGGUACGCCCCCAACCGUACCAUCUCGUCCUCCUCCUCCUCCUCCUCUCAUUACAACAGCACAGCCCCCACACGCCCAUCCACUCUAACUAUGGACACGAUAUUAGAAGAACGAAGCGUGGACAGAAGAAUACAAAGUUUCCUACUGGAUGGACCCCCAUCAUCUACAGAACCACUCGGGAACGUGACCUCACCCGCCCUAUGAGUAUUAUGCCAGGACGCACAGGCAUGCAUGUGAACCAUGGAUUACAUGGUUCAUGGUUGGUUUGGUGA